AUGUCAAUUCCAAAUAACUUGAAACCUAUUUUGGCAAGAAUAGAUAGGAUAAAACAUUCUAAUAGUCUAUAUAAUUCAUUGAUAUCGGUUCGAGAUGAAAAUGUGCUUAAAGAAAGAACAACAAAUUAUUUUCAAAAGAAUAAGAUAGUUCCUUAUUUAUGUUCAAUCAAGGAUAAUAUUGUAACUACAGAGGAGGCAACGACUUGCGGUUCAAAGAUAUUGGAGAACUAUGUUUCACCAUUUCAGGCUACGGUUGUGUCGAUAUUAGAAGGAUCAAAUAAGGGAUCGCAGAAAGAUUCGCAGAACUUCACGAAAUCGAUAGUUAUAGGAAAAAGUAACCUUGAUCAAUUUGGAAUGGGAUCUGGAACCACCAAUAGUAUAUUUGAACCUACUACAAACCCACUAUAUAAAAACCAAGCGCAUAUAACAGGUGGUUCCUCUGGUGGAGCAGCCAGUAUUGUUACAGACGAUGUUUGUGAUUAUUCAAUUGGGACAGAUACCGGAGGAUCAAUUAGAUUACCUGCACAUUAUUGUGGGAUAAUUGGGUUCAAGCCAUCUUAUGGCAGGAUAUCAAGAUGGGGGGUCAUAGCGUAUGCUCAAAGUUUUGAUACAGUUGGGAUAUUGUCGAAGGAUAUUAAGAUAAUCGAGGACAUAUAUGAACAGUUGAACCAAUAUGAUCCCAAAGAUCCCACAUCGUUAUCGAAUAAUUUAAGAAAAAGAAUUGAAGAGAUAACCAAAAAAAGAGAUGAGAAAUUGAGUAUUGGAUUGAUUCAAGAGACAAAUGUCGAAGGCAUUUCAGAGGAGGUAUCAAGGUCAUUUAAUGAAGCUAUUGAAGCAUUAUUUAAUAUCAACCACACUAUCAGGCCUGUUUCCCUACCUUCAAUUAAAAAUUCAUUGCCUGUUUAUUAUACUCUAGCGUUAGCAGAAGCCUCAUCGAAUCUAGCUAGAUAUGAUGGAGUGAGAUAUGGGUUUCAUUCAAAGAGCAGUGAAGCAAGUCAUGGAAGUGACUCCAGCCAGAAAAAAGAUGAGUUUGGGCCAUUUUCCGAAACCAGAAGUGAAGGAUUUGGCAAGGAGGUGCAAAAGAGAAUCUUGCUAGGCACAUAUAAUCUUUCGUCAGACUCUUUUAAGAAUAAUUACUUGAAAGCUAACAUGGUGAGAAAAUCACUAAUCAAUCAGUUCAACUCAGUGUUCAAAGUGCCAAAUGUGCUAUCAAGCACCGAAGAAGAGAGCAAAGAGCAAUUACGGGAAAACAAAGCCAACAAUAAUAAAAUUGACGUCUUGAUGUUUCCAGUUUCGACAUCAACAGCUCCUACGCUUGAGGACUUCUUGAGGAAGGACAGCGAAAGCUCGUUGAACUCGUACAUCGACGACGUGCUAACAGUGCCAGCUUCUCUUGCUGGCUUGCCAACCAUUGUGGUGCCAUGGAAGUCAGCAGCCAACCAGAUGCCCAUAGGAAUCCAGGUGGUGGGCCAGUUUGGCGACGACCAACAGGUGCUCGAGAUGGGACAGUUGUUGCUAGCGAUAAACGCCUCCCAGGCUGCUGCCUCAGAGUCCAAUUGA
Molecule: messenger RNA, 1560 nt
Organism: Ascoidea rubescens DSM 1968
Lineage: Eukaryota; Fungi; Ascomycota; Saccharomycetes; Ascoideales; Ascoideaceae
Gene: HER2
Product: glutamyl-tRNA(Gln) amidotransferase subunit HER2
Exons: 1
Coding region: 1-1560 (519 amino acids)
Biological process (GO): mitochondrial translation; glutaminyl-tRNAGln biosynthesis via transamidation
Cellular component (GO): glutamyl-tRNA(Gln) amidotransferase complex; mitochondrion
Molecular function (GO): glutaminyl-tRNA synthase (glutamine-hydrolyzing) activity
Source: RefSeq, a predicted model, not a curated record